AAAACACACGAAAAUCCAAAAUUAACAAUAGAAAAAAUCCUCCUCCUUAAACCCCCUUAAACCCUAGCUCCCGCCGCUCCGCACAGUAAGCUCACUUCUCCUCCUCCUCCCCCAUCCAUGGCGGCCGCCCGCGCCACCCUCCCGCUCCCGCGUGUCCCCGCCCCCUCGCCGAGGCCCCAGCUCAGGCCCUUCCCCUCCCUCCCCGCUCGCCGCGGCGCGGUGGCAUGCGGCGCCGGCUCGGCGGCGGCGGGGGUCGCGGCGUCGCUGCGGCUCGGGGACGUGAUCGAGGCGCAGCAGUUCGACCGGGACGCGCUGACGGAGAUCUUCGAGGUGGCGCGGGAGAUGGAGGCCCUGGAGCGCGGGUCCUCCUCCCGCGGCGCCGGGAGGAGCCGCGUCCUCGAGGGGUACCUCAUGGCCACGCUCUUCUAUGAGCCGUCCACGCGCACGCGCCUCUCCUUCGAGGCCGCCAUGCGGCGGCUCGGCGGGGAGGUGCUCACCACCGAGAACGCCCGCGAGUUCUCCUCCGCCGCCAAGGGCGAGACCCUGGAAGAUACCAUAAGGACUGUUGAGGGUUAUUCUGAUAUUAUUGUUCUGAGACAUUUUGAAAGUGGGGCUGCAAGGAGAGCAGCCGCCACUGCAGACAUUCCAGUUAUUAAUGCAGGCGAUGGGCCAGGGCAACAUCCAACUCAGGCUUUAUUGGAUGUCUAUUCAAUAGAGAGAGAAAUUGGCACACUAGAUGGAAUAAAACUUGGUUUGGUUGGAGACCUUGCUAAUGGAAGAACUGUUCGUUCUCUAGCCUAUUUGAUUGCCAAAUACCAAAACAUUAAGAUAUACUUUGUAUCUCCAGAUGUUGUAAAAAUGAAGGAUGACAUCAAGGAAUACUUAACUUCUCAAGGUGUUGAGUGGGAAGAAAGUUCAGAUUUGUUGGAGGUGGCAUCAAAAUGCGAUGUUAUUUAUCAAACACGCAUUCAAAAAGAAAGAUUCGGUGAGAGGAUAGAUCUUUAUGAAGCAGCUCGUGGUAAGUACAUUGUGGACAAGAAGGUCUUAGAUGUGCUGCCAAAACAUGCUGUUAUCAUGCAUCCCCUUCCAAGGCUUGAUGAGAUCACAAUAGAUGUUGACAGUGAUCCGAGAGCUGCAUAUUUUAGACAGGCCAAAAACGGCCUCUACAUCAGAAUGGCGUUGCUCAAACUUCUGCUUGUUGGUCGCUGACAGCUUUCUUAGUGCGUGGCGCUGUGGUGUUGAUGGGGGUCAAAAAAUGUUUGUCUUAAUCAAUGGCUCCAAAUCAACUGAUUAGUAUUGUACUAGGCACCAUAAGUUAGAUCCUUGCAAGGAUUUAACCAUGUCUAGAACUCUAGAUGCAUAAUUUUCGAUGUAACAAAAUAUUCUGAAACAGAGAUUUGUUGCUCUCAUAUGUUCUUGUGAAUCAUUAUCACCGAGGACUGCACUAAUUUUCCUACAGUGUUGUUGCAAGGA
Messenger RNA from Oryza sativa Japonica Group (Japanese rice), 1473 nucleotides. The record is from RefSeq and is a predicted model, not a curated record. Lineage: Eukaryota; Viridiplantae; Streptophyta; Magnoliopsida; Poales; Poaceae.